Molecule: messenger RNA, 2151 nt
Organism: Ostrea edulis (European flat oyster)
Lineage: Eukaryota; Metazoa; Mollusca; Bivalvia; Ostreida; Ostreidae
Exons: 6
Coding region: 124-1644 (506 amino acids)
Biological process (GO): signal transduction; regulation of apoptotic process
Molecular function (GO): protein binding
Source: RefSeq, a predicted model, not a curated record
UGUGUUUAUUAUUUGGAUUUUAAACCGAGAUGGGUAAGUCGAUGGAUAGAGUGUAAGGUAUGAAUACAAUUAAUUUUACGGAAAGUCGGACGAUGUGAUAGUGAAGUGCUUCACCAGAGUAACAUGGGUGCCUUUUGUUACAUUACCUGUAGCAAUGAGGAUAUAACACUGGCUAAUCUAAUCAAGGAUCAUUUGAAAUCUGGACAAAAUGAUGUCAUAAUUUCGACGAACUCGGAGUGUCAAUUUCACUACCAGUCUCUGAGGACUCAUAUUCUGGACUGUGAUGUUUUUAUUGCCAUAGUAACAGCCCAGUUUGUUAAACAGGAGAUUCAUUUGUACCAGCUCGCACAGGCCUUGGAUCUCGGAAAGAAAACAUUUAUCGUGCAAGAUGAUUUCGCUCAAAUCCCUCCACCAUUCCAACCAUUGCGGUUCAUUGAAUGGCACCACGAUCGGAAUGUCCUGGCGGAAAACGUUCGUCAUUGUGUUCAAGACAAGGAUUACGAGUUUCCGUUGUCGAGUGAUUCACAGGAUAACAACACUUUCAAACGAUUUAUCUGGAAAUUUGAGGAGACCCAAAUAGCUGCACAAUUGUCACCGCAUGUGAGGCCGGUGGAGUAUGCGUCUACUGAGCUACAACUGAAGGACAUCCGGUCGACUUUAAUCAGUCUGUGCGAGGGUAUUAAUAAAAUACAAAACCCCCAGACCCGCAGAAAAAAAGUCUCUAAACAUCAAUUUCCCUGUGACAUCCGUAAGGUGGCCAGGAGAUAUCAAGAUGUCAUAGCGUACCCAAUAAUCCGUCAACUAGGUCGCUACCUAGACCUUGAGGAGGAUGAGCUGGGUGAGGUGGAAAGAAGGUUCGAAGAAUACGGCACGAAGGAGGCCUUCUGGCAGACGAUAAGACUCUGGCUGGAAAAGACUGAAUCCGUGGACCUGACGGUUGGAACGAUAAUCAAAGCACUAAAAGAAUGUGACGUGGACCUUGAAGGAAAGCAAAUGUCGAAUGCACACAGAAAGAUCCUGAAAUCGAAAAUGGCAUACCUGGUCGACAAUAUUCAAAUAGAGCCAAUGCUGCCCUUUCUGGUAUCCCGAAGUGUUCUUUGUGAAGUAACUAGAGCUUAUGUGUCUGCUCCUAAAACAAUUGACCAAAAGGUAAACCGACUGAUCGACAUUCUGAUGACGAAAGAUGAAGGCCUUCUAACUCUCUGUCAAGUUUUAGAGGAGUCGGGAUUCAAAUUUGUCGCUGAAGAAAUACGAGCUUCUCUAGACAGGUCUCCAGUAUGUACCUCUGAGAAACCAGUAGCUGUUUUGCGACCAUCUAGUGUAUCAUCUGCUACGAUGUCCGAUUCCGAUUCGUCGUACGUUAAACACAUAAUUAAUGAAUAUCGCCUAUCCAACAGCAGCUCGGGCUCGGUGUUCAGCAGACGAGAUUCUACUUCAUCAACGAAAAUCGUUGCCAUAGCACCACGUGUUGUCAAUCAUUUGUGCCAUACUGACAAAACUGUGAAGAAAGUCAAGGAAGCUAACAAAUCUAAUUCGAAUGAUGAAGGAAAGGGUCAUAAGGAUAUGUCCCUCUCUAAAAUGAAAAGAAAGAGAGAAAAGGGGACACAGUCUUUAAAUUGUGUCAAUAGUUGUACGUUAUCAUGACAUAUUUUCCACUCAUUGGUUUUUACUCUGUAAAGAAGCGUCGGAGUUCAUACCCUUAUGUACUGUCAGACACACAUGCACCAUAUUCGUUAUCACAACGGCAGUGCAUUCCAUAUCCCAGUGACGAAUGCCAAGUCUAUAUACAGGUCUACCCCUGUAUACUAUGUUAAUUUUAUGCACUGAGGGGUAGACCUAUUCAUUAUUUACGAAAUUAGAUGGGAACGCCUGCGACGCAUUCAAAAUGACGGUUGUUGCUGACGAUAUUCCUAUUUCAUUAAAUAUUUCAUAAGAUAUACCAUAUACGUAAGCCAGCUGCCGACUUUUGUAAUAAAUAUUUGUGUAAACUGUAGUCUAUUGUGUUAUUAUACUUAAACAAUAAAAUGCUUUCUUUAUUGUUUCAUCGGGUAAUGAAGCAUUUAUAAGCUUACGCGAGUUUCGAUUUUUUCCCCCCUGCAAUACUAGAUACCUUCAUCACCCGAUAAAACAACAAAGAAAGACAUAAUUGAU